AUGCAGGAGGACGAGUUCCAGCCUCUGCUCGUUGCCCACUGCCACUCUUUCCUCCGAGAGAACAAUCACACCAAAGACAGAAGCCAGUGGGAGGGAUGGCAUACGGUCAGAACCAAAAUGAACAAACUGUGGCUCCAGAGUAUUUCCUUCUUCCUUUUAUUCCAUUACACUACAUGUUGCGAAAACCUGACCUGUUUUGUGGAUUAUGUACAGACCCUGUCCUGUGUCCUGAGAAGUGACUUGGGUGCCAGCUCUUACAGCCUCACUGCAACAUGGCUUUCUGAGGAAGACUCCGAGAAUGUUGUGGCUGCCUGCAGUCUCCUGCAACUGUCCAGGAACACAAGUCACACACAGUACAUGUGCACCGUGGACAUGACUCAGCUGCUGGCAGAUGUCAAAGUCCAGGUGGAAAUUGAUGAUAGACAGCAUGUGAUCUCCAGAGACUUCUAUAUGGCAGAUAACAUCAAACCCCAGCCUCCGUUCAAUCUGACUGCCGUGUUCUCCGAGGGUUACAAUAUUUCCUGGGAAACCAUCUACCAGAACUCUCCUUACUACUUUCUAAACGAGGAGCUGCAAUAUCAGCUGCGUUAUAAGAGGAGGACUGACACGUGGGAGACCCAGAAGACUAAAGCUGUCCAUGACGACAGACGGACACUGCUGAUCCAGCCGUGGGAGCUGCAGGCGAACGCUGAGUACGAGCUCCAAGUGCGAGCCAAACCGCGCCAGGACAGCGGCUACGGCGGAGUCUGGAGCGAGUGGAGCCUGCCGCUGGCGCUGACAGCCAGGCCUGCCGCAGUGGCACAGACGGCAGGCAUGGGGUGGCUGCUGCUCUUGGGUGGUGUUGUGGCGAUCACUGCCUCAGUCACAACCAUUCUGGCCAAACAGGAGAGUUUGUGGAAGAAGGUGGCUUGCAUCCCAGAUCCUGCUUCCUUUUUUACACCUCUUUAUGUGGCACAUAAUGGAGAUUUCAAGAAAUGGGUUGGUGCAUCCCGUAUGAAUUUCACUGAAUGGGGAAUGGUCCUUCCAGAAGUCCUAGAUGUUUACACCAUGUGUCCCUCCAGCAGUACUGCAUGGGAGGAGCUGCCUGAGCUAAGAAAAGAUCUGCCUUGCAAGCCCUGUGUGUCUUGCCUGACUGCCCUCGGCCAGGACAGUCAGUCCCUGCUGUCUGCUGUGAACAGCAGCAGUGGGACUAAAGACCAGUCGUAUGGGCACUUGUCCAUUGACACUGUGACUGUGGCUGAUGGAUUUACACCUUGUAACUGCCACUGCAGCUGUAGCCAUGGGUACAAGGGACGGGAGCAUACCAGUGAGGAUGACAGUGCUGCAGAAACUAGUUACCCCAUGUUUAAGGUUGAUGAUGAAGACACAAAGAUAGCCAGUGGCUUGCAUCUGGCUGACCUGAGUGCACAGGACAAAGUCUUUGCCUCAGGUUCUGUGUCCACAGACCACCUGAGGAGUACAAGUGUCCUAGCCCACCAGCAGCUAGAAAGGGCUUUGGAAGGAAGGAUAGGGAGCAUCCUAGAAGACCUCUGCUUGCAGCCUGAUCAGUGGGAUUUGGAAAAUCCAGGUUCUCUGCCUUCUCCCGAUGGUGAAAGUGUUUCCUACAGUGAAGGCUCCUGUGACUUCUCCCCUCACACUUCAAGGCCUGGUGACAGUUACCCGAUGAUCUGUGUAGAUUUGGACACUAUUGAUAGUGGCUUUGUGGACUCAGACUGUGGGAGCCCAGCUGAGUGUGAACUUGACCAGAACAGCCAGGCCAGCUGUUCUUCCAUCCCUCUGGAGCUGGUGGGGGAGGACUUUCCACGGAGUUACGUCAAGCAGUGGGUGUCUUGUGGCUCUGAUGGCCCCAUCAGUGGAACACAGACAAGCUAAGGGCUUCAUGAUGCCUUGCAGCGUCUGAGGCCUUUUCCAUGCUGUGCCAGCAGCAAAGUGUUAGCAAAAUUCAGAAGAGAAACAACCUCAGGUUGUGCAAGCUCUGUUGCAUACGACUGCAAACUGUUAGGUUCACAGAAAUCUCUGCCUGUUGUUGCUUGCCCUAUUGAUGUCUCAAAUGUGAUGUAACUGUUUUUUUCCUUUUUAAUUUCUCCUCCUUUUUUUCUUUUUUUAGAAUCCCAGGUCAGCCCCCUUAUAAUGGCAGGAGAGGAAACUGUCCCUUGAAAAGUGCCUUUUUGCCUUAUGUAGGUUUGUACAUUGUUUUACAGACACCUUCCACAGAGUACAGAACUUUAUUUUCCCUGGUAUUCUCAAACAAUUUGAGAACGUGGAUCUGUACAGAAGAAUGUUACAUUAAAUUCCCCACCCCCCACCCCUUUUCCAGACAACGCUGAUGUUACUUUUCUUUUUAGUACCUUUGGCUCUUUAAAAACAGUGGUAUUGUUGAUUAAGGAAGGUCCCAGCCCUGUCCAUGGGGUAUGACGAAAAGCAGUUUUCAUAUAAGUAUCACAGAACUGCGUGUCCAAGAGACCAAACACAACUCAGGUUUCAGAAGGACUUUGCCUUUCCAGGUGGAGUUCGCGAAUGAAAAGUCUUCAAAACAUAAUAAAUUCCUGACAAACUCUAACCACCAGGGCUUUCUGCUGAAUCAGCACUUCUCCCAGCAUUUCCCAAGCACGUGAACUGAAACACUGAGCAGCUUUUAGAAGCAUGCAGAAGUCUCAGAAACGUUCUACCUGGUUGUGCCUGCGACUCCGUCUUCUGCCUUGGACCUGGUCUGCUGCAGUUAAACGGUCAGUAGCACAAAGUUUGGGCAAUUUCUGCUAACUAAUAAAGCCAACCAUGAAACUUC
Messenger RNA from Pogoniulus pusillus (Red-fronted tinkerbird), 2785 nucleotides. RefSeq names its product interleukin 21 receptor (gene IL21R). Gene Ontology annotation, molecular function: cytokine receptor activity; protein binding. The coding region runs from base 1 to 1872 and encodes 623 amino acids. Gene Ontology annotation, biological process: cytokine-mediated signaling pathway. Gene Ontology annotation, cellular component: external side of plasma membrane. The record is from RefSeq and is a predicted model, not a curated record. NCBI's taxonomy places the organism in Eukaryota, Metazoa, Chordata, Aves, Piciformes, Lybiidae. The transcript has 9 exons.